AUGGUUUCAUACAGACUGAAUGGGCAAGUCAUAUCACUCGAGCUGCCUGAUGCAACCAAGAAAGAGAUGGACUUUUCGCGCACCUCCUUCUUUGCUGCCGACCCAGGCCGACAACUGCCAGCACCAUCUGAAAUACUAGCCCUAUCAAGCGAUGCGCAUCAAAUAGCUCAGCCAAAGCCGGUGAUAAUUGAAGACCUUAAUCUGGUUGUCAAGUUCGGACCCUAUGUAACCGCUGCCGAAGCCUUGAAUCCCUGGAUGAUCCGACAUGUAUUCCAUGAGAAAGUCCCGGUGCCCGAGGUCUUUGGUUGGCGAGUCGAUGGUCAAGGCUUCGGAUUUAUAUACAUGGAGCUGAUACGCGGACUGACGGUCUCCGAUUGCUACAGCACUCUGACUGAUGCCGAAAAACAAGCAAUCGCUGAUCAACUGCGCGAGAUACUGGAUACUUUGCGCCAGCUCAGGCAAGACCCUGCGGACCAGUUUGUUGGAUCAAUCACACGACAACAUCUUUUUGAUUAUGUAUUGCAAUGUCAGCCGAGGAGUGGUCCUUUCUUGAGUGUCGAGGCAUUCAAUGACUGGUUCGCUUUACUACAUCAAUUGCGUUUCGAGCACAGAUACGAGGAUCCAAAUCGGUGCCUGCUGCCAGACGCCGGAGAUAUAACUUUUACUCACGCGGACCUGAACAGGGGAAACAUAAUUCUUUCCUCUCGCAGCCCGCUUCGAAUCACCCUUGUUGACUUCUCUCAUACAAAGAUGAAUGGCGCAUUAACUUUGUUGAUUGCUUUCUUAACCCAGAGCCUGAUGUUUUCCUGA
Molecule: messenger RNA, 810 nt
Organism: Aspergillus steynii IBT 23096
Lineage: Eukaryota; Fungi; Ascomycota; Eurotiomycetes; Eurotiales; Aspergillaceae
Exons: 3
Coding region: 1-810 (269 amino acids)
Source: RefSeq, a predicted model, not a curated record